AUGCCCAAGAAACACAAUACUAACAAAGACGUGAACCAAAAUGUCGACAAGAAUCGUCCCAAGUCUAAAACCGAAAAGAAAGAAGAACAAAAGAAGCGUAAACAAAAGAAAAAUGAAAGGGCAGAAAUGGCCAAGAAAGGCUUUUCUUAA
Molecule: messenger RNA, 150 nt
Organism: Rhizopus microsporus ATCC 52813
Lineage: Eukaryota; Fungi; Mucoromycota; Mucoromycetes; Mucorales; Rhizopodaceae
Exons: 2
Coding region: 1-150 (49 amino acids)
Source: RefSeq, a predicted model, not a curated record